AUGUCGUUCAAUAACGGCGGGGGGAUGCCACCGAAACCGCUAGCAAACCCGAAUCUACCGCUCGCAGGCAUCAAGGUCAUCGAGUUCUCUGGACUAGCACCUGGUCCUUUUGUCGGCAUGGUGCUUGCCGACUUUGGCGCAGACGUGAUUCGAAUCGACAAGACCAAGAGCGGACUGAACCCAGACAGCCUGUGUCGCGGCAAGCGCUCGUUUGCAGUAUCGCCCAAGAGCGCCGAGGGACAGGCUCUGAUCACGCAGCUGAUCAAGUCGGCAGAUAUCGUCAUCGACCCCUUUCGACCUGGUGUGCUUGAACGACUCGGCCUAGGCCCGCAAAACUUUGAAAAGCAGAUCGGCAAAGGUCUGAUCUUUGCACGAUUGACGGGCUUCCAGCGAACAGGACCAUAUUCCAACAUGGCAGGACACGACAUCAACUACAUUGCCCUCAGCGGUCUUCUAUCCAUGCUCGGAAACGCAGGGGGAAAGCCACAGCCACCAUCGAACCUGCUCGGAGACUUUGCCGGUGGAUCGAUGAUUUGCUUGCUCGGUAUCCUGCUCGCAUUGGUGGAGCGAGCGCGCUCCUCGCAGGGUCAGAUCGUGGAGGCAGACAUGGUGACAGGUGCACGAUACGUGUCAACCUUUAUCUUGCUCUCCAGCUAUCUCUCCCACCCAAGCUGGGGCGCGAUCCACAGUGAUGGUCUGGACGAGACACGAGGACGCAACACCUUGGACGGCGGUGCACCAUGGUACCGUGUCUACGCAUGCAAAGAUGGCGGCUACAUGAGCGUCGGUGCGAUCGAGCGACACUUCUACCAAGAGCUUCUGCAGAUUUUGCGCAAGGUGCUCCCUAAGGCACCGCAAGGCACCCAGCAUCCAUCGGCCAGCACGCAACACGAUCGUGAUAGCUGGCCUGAACUGCAACGCUACUUGACAGCUUGCUUUGCCCAGCUACCUCGCUCGGAAUGGGAACGACACUUUAUCCGCACCGACGCUUGCACUGUGCCAGUGCUGACCCGAGACCAAGCAGCGAUUGCGGGAGUCUUGCCAGCUGCCAACCCGAACCAUGUCGCAGAUGGCAAGCCGAUCAUCCCAUCGCCAGCACCAAAGCUCUCCCGUACACCAGCCAAGCCACCUUCGGGCAGUCCAGGCGGAGAGUGGCAAGAAGAGAGCGCCGAAAUGUUCUUGACCCCUGGUGAACACACGGAUGAUAUCUUGCUCGAGCUGGGUGUUAGUGAUCCUCAAAAGCGUAUUCAGCUCUAUCAGAGCGAGGCGAUCGAUGGGCCCGAUCGUCCUGACGGCUUGAUCAGAUCCAAGCUGUAA
Messenger RNA from Ustilago hordei, 1317 nucleotides. RefSeq names its product putative alpha-methylacyl-coa racemase. The record is from RefSeq and is a predicted model, not a curated record. NCBI's taxonomy places the organism in Eukaryota, Fungi, Basidiomycota, Ustilaginomycetes, Ustilaginales, Ustilaginaceae. The transcript has 2 exons. Gene Ontology annotation, molecular function: catalytic activity. Bases 1 to 1317 code for a protein of 438 amino acids.